Molecule: messenger RNA, 1634 nt
Organism: Labrus bergylta (ballan wrasse)
Lineage: Eukaryota; Metazoa; Chordata; Actinopteri; Labriformes; Labridae
Source: RefSeq, a predicted model, not a curated record
CUAGAAAACAAGAGGGACGCCUUCUUCCCGCUCCAUCAGUUCUGCACCAACCCCGCCAACCCGGCAACCGUCAUCAGAGGACUGGCCGGAGCUCUCAAACUGGAUUUGGGCCUGUUCUCCACGAAGACGCUGGUGGAGGCGAACCCGGAUCACAUGGUGGAGGUGAGAACGCAGCUCGCUCAGCCCACCGACGAGAACUGGGACCCGAGCGGCAGCAGGAAGAUGUGGCGCUGCGAGAGCAGUCGCUCACACACCACCAUCAUCAAAUACGCUCAGUACCAGGCCUCGUCCUUCCAGGAGUCUCUGAGGGAGGAGAACGAGAAGAGGAAGGAGACUGAAGCAGAAGCGGGAUCCUCAGACAGGCGCAGGAAAGGUCCUUUCAAACACCUCAAGUUUGGCACCAACAUCGAACUCUCUGACGAGAAGAAGUGGAAACCGCAGCUUCAGGAGUUGUCCAAACUUCCAGCGUUUGCCCGGGUGGUGUCGGCAGGUAACCUGCUGAGCCACGUGGGUCACACCAUCCUGGGCAUGAACACGGUGCAGCUCUACAUGAAGGUGCCGGGGAGCAGGACUCCAGGUCACCAAGAGAACAACAACUUCUGCUCAGUCAACAUCAACAUCGGUCCCGGAGACUGCGAGUGGUUCGCUGUGCCGGAGACGUACUGGGGCGUCAUCAACGACUUCUGUGAAAAGAACAACAUCAACUUCCUGAUGGGAUCCUGGUGGCCCAACCUGGAGGACCUGUAUGAGACCAACGUGCCUGUUUACCGGUUCAUCCAGCGCCCGGGGGACCUGGUGUGGCUCAACACAGGAACCAUUCACUGGGUUCAGGCCAUCGGCUGGUGCAACAACAUCGCGUGGAACGUCGGGCCCCUCACAGCUCAUCAGUACAAGCUGGCAGUGGAGCGUUACGAGUGGAACAAGCUGCAGAGCGUCAAGUCAAUCGUUCCCAUGAUCCACCUCUCCUGGAACAUGGCGAGGAACAUCAAAGUGUCCGACCACAAGCUCUUCGAGAUGAUCAAGUAUUGUUUGUUGCGGACUCUGAAGCAGUGUCAGAUGCAGAGAGAGCUCCUGCUGAAUGCUGGCAAAGAGCUGGUGUGGCACGGGCGGACGCAGAACGAGCCGGCUCAUUACUGCAGCAUCUGUGAGGUGGAGGUGUUCGACCUGCUCUUCGUCACCAGCGAGAGCAACAGCAGAAAAACGUACGUGGUGCACUGUCAGGACUGUGCCCGCAGGGGGAGCUCUAACCUGGACAACUUUGUGGUGCUGGAGCAGUACAGGAUCGACGACCUCAUGCAGGUUUACGACCAGUUCACGCUCGCGAGCCCCCUGCCCUCCUCCUCCUCCCUGUCCUCCUGAUGCCUCCACCGUCUCAACCACAAUCAGAACUCUCCGGAAACAUUUUGUUGUUCUUCUCCGACAUUCAGGAAGUGAGCCUGGCGGUCCUCAAACGGCGCUCUUUAGCUCUCCCAUAAGGCAGCUGUGUGAAAGCUGUGUGUCUAUGCAACCUGUCCAGAGCGGUAUGACCCCCCCCCCCCCCCCCAUCAUGACCAGACUGUUCUCCUGCUGGCCCAGAAAACACAAAAAUACUCCAACGAAAAAUGAUGAAUUAAAGUUUUGUACAUAUUCUGUUU